GACGCCAAUGGACACAUUUCUGGCAACAGCACCCUCGAAGACAUUCAGCAAGAACUCCAGGACUAUAUGGAAGCAAGUGACGAAGACGAGGAGGAUGACGACUUUGACGACUUUAACGAGGCCAAUGAUGACGGCGACAGCGAUUUUGGGUCGUUUGAUGAUGUUUCUUUCGAAAACGACCUGCUGCAACUACAACCAGAGCCUGCUGCGACAGACCAAGCAGCUUUCGACGAACAGGUGCUUGAGGACCCACAGUUGUUUCAGGAAAGGCUCGAGCUGGUUUUGGACACAAUUUUCCCCCAGGCGACGGCAAAAGAAGAUCAUGCGUCGUCUUCCAAUGCAUUCCUCUCCGACAGAUCUCUCGAGAUAUUCACAGAGUUGGCGACGUUGCCCCAUUUAAAGCCACCCAAUUGGAAAAAACUGAAGAUACGUCACAAUUUGUUGAUCAAAUUGGGCAUACCCAUCAAUUUGGAUGAAAUAUCAGACGAUAAACACGACACCGACAAAAGGUCCCACCUUGAAAUCAAACAUACCCACCAAAGGAAGAAGUCCAUAAAUGCAGAUGACAUAAAUUGGGACGGAUUUGAUAUUCCUGAGUUUGAAUCGUUGAAGCUCACAGGUGAAGAGAAGGUCAACUUAUUGAACUCUACGUCCCAAACGCUUUCAAGAAUAGAACGAGACAAUUUGAACAACUCCACCAGGCAAUAUUUGGAAAGCUCCAGCAGUGACGAUGCAUUGGACUCAAAACUCAAGCAAUUCCAGGCUAAUUACGAUGAGUUGUUGACCCUCAGCAGUAUCUGGAAUGGCCACUUGAAGGAUUUGCGAAACAACUUCGACAUCUACGAAUCGGUAGUUCAAAACUUCAUAGGUUACAGUCAAAAGUUACGAAGAGAGGAAAUAUUGGAAAACUUGAAGAAGGUGAAGCAUAAGGGUAAGAAAUCGAAAAGGCUCUGGUAA
Molecule: messenger RNA, 957 nt
Organism: Suhomyces tanzawaensis NRRL Y-17324
Lineage: Eukaryota; Fungi; Ascomycota; Pichiomycetes; Serinales; Debaryomycetaceae
Exons: 1
Coding region: 67-957 (296 amino acids)
Source: RefSeq, a predicted model, not a curated record